Messenger RNA from Nymphaea colorata (pocket water lily), 1834 nucleotides. Its product is annotated as probable magnesium transporter NIPA3. Gene Ontology annotation, biological process: magnesium ion transport. Gene Ontology annotation, molecular function: magnesium ion transmembrane transporter activity. Lineage: Eukaryota; Viridiplantae; Streptophyta; Magnoliopsida; Nymphaeales; Nymphaeaceae. The record is from RefSeq and is a predicted model, not a curated record. The transcript is spliced from 10 exons. Bases 521 to 1459 code for a protein of 312 amino acids. Gene Ontology annotation, cellular component: membrane.
GGAGCCCGCAGGGUUCGGAGGCCAACCUCAAAACAAUCACCACCACGUAACGGAAAUACAGUCUUGCAUCGAUGCAGCGUCCAUGGAUGUCCCACUUUCCUCCAACGUCAUGCCCUCGUGAGCAACAACAAAACCCACCCCCUGCAUCGAGGAAACCCGUCUCCUCUGCUUCCCUCCAUCCCUCUGCGUCUCACGCAUGCCCAUGAAACGGUUCAUGUUCUAACUCAUGCAAUAGAGGGUCAGAUACACGAGCCUGUUUCUGGUUUAAAGGUGCUUCUGGGAAGCGAGGAGACCCUUGUUUCUCUUUGUCGACAGGCUCUAUAGGGAUUUCUGAUUGUCAAGGGCGAAAGUCAUAAUCCUGCUCUGUUUUGAGGUGCUUUAAGGAAGCGGGGAGCCGUUUUUUCUCGUUUUCUUUGGGUUCUGGGUUCUAUAGGGAGUUUGGAUUGGUGGUACAGUUUUCCUCUUCGCUACCUUCUCGGAGAGAUUGUGUUGGAGAAAAGCUAAGGCCUUCAAGAUCGUGAUGGGUCUGUCUGCAGAUAAUGUAAGAGGGUUGCUCUUGGCUCUAUCAUCGAGUUUUUUUAUUGGAGCCAGCUUUAUAGUGAAGAAAAAGGGACUCAAAAGGGCAGGAGCUAGUGGACUCAGAGCAGGAUCAGGAGGAUUUUCUUAUCUCGUGGAGCCCUUGUGGUGGGCUGGAAUGAUUGCUAUGAUUGUUGGUGAGGUAGCUAACUUUGCUGCUUAUGCAUUUGCUCCUGCCAUUCUUGUGACACCCCUGGGAGCAUUAAGCAUUAUUGUCAGUUCAGUAUUGGCUCAUUUCGUCUUGAAGGAGAGGCUUCAAACAUUUGGUAUCCUUGGUUGUCUUCUCUGUGUUGUUGGUUCUGUCACCAUCGUCCUACAUGCUCCACAAGAGAAAGAGAUUGAGUCUGUGAAGCAAGUUUGGUAUCUUGCUACUGAACCUGGUUUCAUCAUUUACACUCUUGUAGUGAUAGGGUUGGAUGUGUUUCUCAUUUUCAAACUUGCACCUACGUAUGGACACACACACAUGUUUGUGUACAUUGGGAUUUGCUCUGUCACAGGUUCUCUCACAGUCAUGAGCGUGAAAGCGUUGGCAAUUGCUUUGAAACUAUCUUUUUCAGGAAUGAAUCAGUUCAUCUAUUUUCAAACAUGGUUUUUCGCACUUGUUGUUGCUUUCUGUGUUGUUUUGCAGAUGAACUAUUUGAACAAGGCAUUGGACGUCUUCAACACUUCUGUUGUAUCUCCUGUCUACUAUGUCAUGUUCACAUCUUUUACAAUCCUUGCAAGCAUGAUCAUGUUUAAGGAUUGGGCAGGUCAGCAAGCGUCACAGAUAGCGACAACUUUAUGUGGGUUUAUGACAAUUCUUUCUGGAAUCUUCAUCCUCCACAAAACAAAAGACAUGCUUGAAAGUGUGCCUAGUAGCCCAGCAAUCUUGGAAUCCACAUAGCAGCCUGAUGUUGGAAUAUCAAACUACCUUCUGUGAAACUCACAAAGUUGGAGCUGCAGAUGCGGAUGCUCUUGAUGCAUAAUGUAAUUGAAAUUCUGAGCACACAGCCAACUUACCAGCAUGGAUCUGCCUUCAUUUUUUUGCUCCAAGUCGAGAUCAAUUGCUGCAACAGUUUGAUGGCCAACAUGAUAAAGAGAGAACAUGGAGAACAUGCGGAGGUUCUUGUACAAGGAUAAUCGGGCAUACCACAAGUAUACAAUUGUGUAUAUACUGGCCUUGUCCAGCAUCGAAGUCUAUCCCUAUUACCUUGGGAGAACUGCAGCAUGUUCGGUUUCAAUCGAUUCACGCCUUUUUUUCUAUUAUCUUUUACCUUUG